AACAAAACCAAAACAAAUUUUAUGUAAUUUUCAGUUGAUUCUUCGUUAUCUCUUUACGGGUUCGUGUGCUAUUGCAAAUUUUCCCAAAGCUCCUUCUAAUAACUGCAAUGUUUCAAUUUUAUAACAAUCUCAGUUAACUAACUUCACGUGUCGGUGAAAAUGUUACAGUUGUUUAGAAUCCCGCUGCAGUGCACAGCAUGCGCGCAAUUUCGUGUUCCACUAGCCAGGAUAAGGACCGUUCAUACUAGCUCGUUCGUUGCAGCCGGUCAUUCCAAAUGGCAAAACAUUCGACACAUCAAAGCCCUCAACGAUGGCCGAAAGUCGGUUUUAUUCAUCAAACUUGCGCGCCAGAUUCGGCUGGCGAUUCAGGCUGGAGGUCCCAAUCCGGCAGUGAAUACGGCCCUGCGUGCCGUCAUCGAUGAGGCUCUGAAGAAAAAUAUGCCCAACUCGACGAUUCAAGGAAUUUUGAAGAAGUCAGCACAAAACCCUACACAGCUUAAAAAGUUCACGGUAGAAAUCAAAGUAUUGGAUCAGAUUAACAUGAUUUGUGUACUAUAUACUGAUCGGUUCACGCAAACAAAAAUGGAAAUUGCUACCAUACUCAAGAAGAAUUGUUCCUCAUUCUCGGAUGUUAAGCACCACUUCAACGAGCAAGGCUAUCUAGAAGCUAUCCUUCCAGCUGAUACUUCCGGUGAUGAUUUACUGUCCAUUUGCACGGACCAUGCAAUCGAUGCCGGUGCGGAAGAUGUUGAAAUUAUGAGUGAAGAAAACAAACUGGUGCGGUUUCUCUGUGAUCCCCUCGAUAUUGAUAGGGUGAAAACACAGCUCGAAAAGAAAGGAUACUCUAUCGAGCACAGUGAGCAUGCGUUUUUCCCCAAGAGUACUGUAAAACUAAAUCCAGAUGCUACCAUGGUUUACGAGAAGCUGAAAGAGAAGUUGAAGGCAUUGGAUGGAGUCGAAGAUAUCUACGAUAACUUUGAAGAGGUUUAUUAAUAUGAAUGGUAUAUACUAAUUAUGAAAACA
Messenger RNA from Wyeomyia smithii (pitcher-plant mosquito), 1023 nucleotides. RefSeq names its product probable transcriptional regulatory protein BLi02909/BL01150. Gene Ontology annotation, cellular component: mitochondrion. The coding region runs from base 160 to 993 and encodes 277 amino acids. The record is from RefSeq and is a predicted model, not a curated record. The transcript is spliced from 4 exons. NCBI's taxonomy places the organism in Eukaryota, Metazoa, Arthropoda, Insecta, Diptera, Culicidae.